Messenger RNA from Musa acuminata AAA Group (dessert banana), 1238 nucleotides. Its product is annotated as thioredoxin-like 1-2, chloroplastic. The record is from RefSeq and is a predicted model, not a curated record. Lineage: Eukaryota; Viridiplantae; Streptophyta; Magnoliopsida; Zingiberales; Musaceae. Bases 180 to 998 code for a protein of 272 amino acids. The transcript is spliced from 3 exons. Gene Ontology annotation, biological process: cell redox homeostasis. Gene Ontology annotation, cellular component: chloroplast.
GUAGCGCAACUGACGGGGUCUUUGGGACCCUUUUUCCGUUCCCCCUCCCCCCACCCCCUUUCUUCCUCCCUUGCCUCGCCGCAAACCCCAAUCUAAACCUCUGGAAUUUCUAUUAGUUUGGAUCUCGCGUUCGUGUGAUCUCGUUCGGAGAGGGGAAAAAGCUUGGACCUUUGGAAUCCAUGGCGGAUGCUUUGGCUCAAAUGACGCUCCUUUCGCCCCAUGGCCACCGUUCUUUGUCGCGCUCUUCCGACCGGAGAAACCGCCUUGUUUGUGCGUCAAAGGAUGAUCUCUUGAGGUCUUCGUCUUCUUGUAAUAGCCAGUUCCAUGGGAGAAGGCUGGUUAUUGGCGCACAGAGAGAGAGGCCGUUGAGAGGCAACCGAGGUUCUAGCUCUGUGCAGAUGACUCUGUCCUUUAAGAAGGCUUCGAAAUGGUGGGAGAAGGGGCUUCAUCCCAAUAUGAAGGAUAUCAAGUCGGCUGAGGAUCUCGUCGACUCCUUGUCGAACGCGGGCGACAAGCUCGUCAUCGUGGAUUUCUUCUCCCCAGGAUGUGCAGGCUGCAGAGCCCUCCACCCAAAGAUCUGCCAAUUCGCAGAGUUGAAUCCAGACGUUCAAUUUCUCCAACUAAACCACGAGGAACACAAGUCCAUGUGCUACAGAUUGAAUGUCCAUGUUCUCCCCUUCUUUAGGUUCUAUCGCGGAGCGCACGGUCGCCUGUGCAGCUUCAGCUGCACCAAUGCAACCAUCAAGAAAUUUAAGGAUGCUUUGGCGAAGCACAUCACCGAAAGAUGCAGUCUUGGGCCAGCCAAGGGGCUGGAGGAGACGGAGCUCCUUGCCUUGGCUGCAAACAAGGAUCUCUCCUUCACCUACACAAGAACGCCUGUUCCCGGACCUGAUGAGCUUGCAGAGAAAGCUCCAUUUAACCCAAACCUACCUGUGCAUGUUGCUGCUAGACUCACCCUGGAAUCUGAGGACAAGGCUUUUGCCGCAGCCGGUAGAUGAGACGGUGCUCAUAAGCUGCCAUCCAUGCUUCCGUUCUGCGUCGCUGUGUAAUUUGUGUGUCUGUAUAUAUAUAUAUAUGUUUGAUGAUUUGCUGCUGUAGUGCAGGCUGUGAUGUUUUUUGGGUUUGAGAAGCCUGCUUAUUGGUUAUGUAUGUGGUUGGAUAUGACGAGAGGUGUGCUUCCUCAAUUUGUAUUGCUUAUAUUACGUAAAUGUUUCUUCGUCAAAUUAUAUGGGUACUAA